AUGUCUUCCGCCCCCACCACUAUCGCCCUUGCCGUCUUCUGCGCCUUCGCUGUCAUCGGCCUCCUCCUUACUCUCGUUUGCGUUUUCGCGCUCGACAUGCCCACUCGCCGUUUCCUCCUCCCCGCUCGCUUCUUACUCUGCUACAUUUCGAUGUCGUGUCUGACCGAGCUGCUGGCCACGACAACCGGUGGUAUGGCGCCUCCCAGUCCGUCCCGCGCGAGCUUCUGCGACAUUCUGAUACGGAUUCGCAUGGCCACGACCAUCGGUGUGCCUUGUGCCCUGCUCGCCGUCACCAACCGCAUUUACACAUCCAUGCUGCUUGGUAUCUGGAAGGGGAACGGCGGUUUCCUCGGCGCCGAGACGGCCAGUCAAAUUCGCCGUGGGCGGAUUAUCGAUGCGCUCAUUUGCGUUGUCCCGAUCGCGCCAUUCAUCCUGCUGCAGCUCGCGACGAGCAUCCCUACUGGUCGCCGCUUCACGAUUCUCGAGGGCGUUGGCUGCGUCAGCUCACCGAGCAGCUCCACAGAGACCUACAUCAUUGCCUUUGGAGUGGUCGCUGCCUUGGAUGUGGUAACCUGGGCCUUUGCAAUCGCGGCCGUCAUCAUCGGGUUCGUUCGGCGCCAUGACCUCCGCAAGGCGAUUGUCUCUCCCACCGACCGCUCCGUUCUCCCACGCAUGAUUCUCCUCCCCAUUGUGAUCCUCCCGUUCUCCUUCGCCUCCGUGGUUCUGAGCGCCAUCACCACUCCUUCGUUGGCUGCCAGAUCGUUGACCCAUACGCCUGUUCCGGGAAUCGCACUGUUGUCAGCCGAAGACUGGACCGGAAACACAACUCUAGUCCAUGCUAUUGAGCUUGCCCGAUGGGCCGGGGCGGGCGGGCCGGUUGCCGCGAUUAUGGCAUUUCUUAUCCUCGGGCUCAGCGCGGCAAUGCGCGUGAAGUAUGUGUUCGUCGUCAGGCAUGUCCUACGCCUGGACUUCGCCAGCCUCCGCUUCCACACGCCCGAGCCGCGUCUUCCACAGCCUGCUGCCCAGCCCGCGAGCUGGUUGCAGCCGGUCCAGGAUAUUCGCUCGAAGCCCAUCCGUGUGCUCACCCUUGACGGCGACGCAGAGUCUGGUGCGCCGUCAAAUUACUGGGACGAGAUCGACCUUUCGGGGCGGGACACAUAUUAUGAUGGCCCGGCAUCGCCCGGUCAGCCGCUCCGGACGACAUACAUGCCGCCGCCCCGGCCCGGCCUCGCCGCCACAUAUGGACGCGCGAAACCGCUGCCCGCGCUUCCGGAGGAGCGCGAGUUCGUAAUAUCGCCUGAGGAUGUGAUGAAACGCGGUCUUGCGAAGGCGGCGCCGAGUCCCCCGAGGAGGGAGCUGACCAGAGCAUAUAACGGGAGGAUUUGA
Molecule: messenger RNA, 1386 nt
Organism: Mycena indigotica
Lineage: Eukaryota; Fungi; Basidiomycota; Agaricomycetes; Agaricales; Mycenaceae
Exons: 2
Coding region: 1-1386 (461 amino acids)
Biological process (GO): G protein-coupled receptor signaling pathway
Cellular component (GO): membrane
Molecular function (GO): mating-type factor pheromone receptor activity
Source: RefSeq, a predicted model, not a curated record